GUGGCGCACAUCCAAUCGAACAACGAAAAACUAAUCCGCCGAGGAGAAAAAACCCAAGCAAAAUAAGCGCAACAAUCUUACAAAUCCCUCCUUGAGGCGACCACCCCCAACGCAAACCCACCCUUCUUCUUCAUCCCCUUCCCGAAGCGGGGGCCUCCGAUCUCUUCCGCCGCCGCUCCGGCGGAAAGAUCCCGGCUUUUCCGUUCUCCGGCGGAAAGAUCGCGCCUCUCUUAGUUUUCCGGCGAGGACAGGCCCCAAGAAACGGGAGGGCCUCCCGGUUUGGCGGCCUCGCUGUCGAUGCGAUCGGUCGAAGCGGCGGGGGAGGAGAGGUCGGAUCAGAACAGCCGCAAGAAGCCGCGCGUGGAGACCGGGAUGCCGCUCGCGGACGCCGUGGUGGCCGGCGGCAGCGGCGGGGGUGUGGAGAGCGCGGCGGUUGGGGAGUGUUCUAGCAUGACGGUGGAGGAGAUCGUGCAGCACCCGCUGCCGGGCUACGGGGUGCCGGUGGCGCUCAGCUUCAGCCCCGACGACCGGCGGGUGGCCUACCUGUACAGCCCCGACGGCACGCUCCACCGGAAGGUGUUCACCUUCGACACCGCGCAGCGCCGCCAGGAGCUGCUCUUCGGGGCCCCCGACGGCGGCGGGCUCGAGGAGGGCAACCUCUCCGCCGAGGAGCGGCUGCGGCGCGAGCGCGCCCGGGAGCGCGGCCUCGGGGUCACGCGGUACGAGUGGCGCGCUCGGCAUUCUGGUGGCCCAUCCUCUCGUGCUGGCAUUCUAGUGCCGCUCCCGUCCGGGGUUUACUUCCAGGAUUUGUCUGGCUCCGAACCAGUACUGAAGCUGCAAAGUUCUCCCACAUCCCCGAUAAUUGACCCUCAUCUAUCUCCAAAUGGGAGCAUGAUUGCAUAUGUUAAGGACGACGAGCUGCACACCUUGGUUUUUUCCAAUGGAGAGAGUAGGCAAUUAACUUAUGGUGCAAGAGAAAGUAGGAAGAUCCACGGACUUGCCGAGUAUAUUGCACAGGAAGAGAUGGAAAGGAAGAUGGGAUUCUGGUGGUCUCCUGAUAGCAAACACCUUGCAUUUACUGAAGUGGACUCAUCUGAGAUUCCACUGUAUAGAAUUAUGCAUCAGGGCAAAAGUUCUGUUGGUCCAGAUGCUCAAGAAGACCAUGCGUACCCCUUUGCGGGAGCAGCUAAUGUUAAAGUGCGACUUGGUGUUGUUCCUUCCCAUGGAGGAGAAAUAACUUGGAUGGAUCUCCUUUGUGGAGACCCAAAUGGUACCCAUGGUGACGAAGAAUAUCUAGCUAGAGUCAACUGGAUGCAUAAUAAUGUUCUAGCUGUUCAAGUUCUCAACAGAACCCAAACAAAACUUAAAUUACUAAAGUUUGAUAUUACCACGGGUAAAAGGGAAGUCUUACUAGAAGAACAGCAUAAUAUAUGGAUCACAUUGCAUGAUUGUUUCACCCCUCUAGACAAAGGAGUGAACAGUAAACAUCCAGGUGGCUUUAUUUGGGCCAGUGAGAAGACAGGGUUCAGGCACUUGUAUGUUCAUGACAAGGAUGGCAUGUGCUUGGGACCCCUCACACAAGGUGAUUGGAUGGUCGAGCAAAUUGCUGGUGUCAAUGAGAGUUCUGGACUUAUAUAUUUCACUGGUACGCUGGAUGGACCAUUGGAGACAAAUCUGUACCAAACCAAUCUCUUUCCAGAUUGGAGUCUUCCCUUGCAACCCCCUAAAAGGCUAACUCGUGGAACUGGAAGACAUUCAGUAAUUCUUGAUCAUCAGUUGCUAAGGUUUAUUGAUGUGUAUGACUCAAUAAAAUCUCCACCUGUGAUCAUGCUGUGUUCUUUGCUUGAUGGAAAUGUAAUUAUGCCUCUGUUUGAGCAGCCAUUAACAGUUCCGCCAAUUAAAAAGUUUCAGCAGCUGUCUCCGGAGAUAGUCCAAAUUGCAGCGAAGGAUGGGACCGCUUUAUAUGGCACUCUAUACCUUCCUGAUGAGAGAAAAUAUGGGCCACCUCCCUACAAAACGCUUAUUAAUGUUUAUGGUGGCCCCAGUGUCCAGCUCGUUAGUGAUUCAUGGAUAAGUACAGUUGACAUGAGAGCUCAAUACCUACGAAAUAAGGGUAUAUUAGUUUGGAAGAUGGAUAAUCGAGGAUCUGCAAGGCGAGGAUUGCAUUUUGAGGGACAGCUGAAGUACAACAUUGGCCGUGUCGAUGCCGAAGAUCAAUUAACAGGCGCCGAGUGGCUAAUAAAGCAAGGCCUUGCAAAAUCUGGCCAUAUUGGUCUGUACGGCUGGAGCUAUGGUGGCUUUCUCUCAGCAAUGUGCCUUGCAAGGUUUCCUGAUACGUUCUGUUGUGCGGUGUCUGGUGCUCCAGUGACGGCAUGGGAUGGGUAUGAUACCUUCUAUACCGAGAAGUACAUGGGUCUGCCCUCGGAGCAUACUGAUGCUUACGAAUAUGGGUCGAUCAUGCACCAUGUGAGAACCCUGAAAGGGAAGUUGCUCCUCAUCCAUGGGAUGAUCGAUGAGAACGUGCAUUUUAGGCACACGGCGAGGCUCAUCAACUCGUUGAUGGUGGAGGGCAAGCCAUAUGAGAUCCUCCUCUUCCCUGAUGAAAGGCACAUGCCACGCCGGCUUGGUGACCGGAUCUACAUGGAGGAGAGGAUCUGGGAUUUUGUAGAGAGAAGCCUGUAAAUGGCGCUAUAUAAAUUUAUUGCCCGCUGUUGGCAGGUUAUGACUGGGAUGUUUUGGCACAAGUAUUCGUGUUAUUUCAUUUCAUCAGUAUUUAUCCCCAAUUUCCUUGAUUCUUUUAUCUGUCACAAGAAUGGUUGGCAGCUGCUUGGCUGCACUUACAGGGUUCAAAAUAAUCCAAAACUUCCUGUGAUUCUAGAA
Messenger RNA from Phragmites australis (common reed), 2880 nucleotides. RefSeq lists its product as uncharacterized. Bases 298 to 2682 code for a protein of 794 amino acids. Gene Ontology annotation, biological process: proteolysis. Gene Ontology annotation, molecular function: dipeptidyl-peptidase activity; serine-type peptidase activity. The transcript is spliced from 5 exons. Lineage: Eukaryota; Viridiplantae; Streptophyta; Magnoliopsida; Poales; Poaceae. The record is from RefSeq and is a predicted model, not a curated record.